Molecule: messenger RNA, 348 nt
Organism: Colletotrichum abscissum
Lineage: Eukaryota; Fungi; Ascomycota; Sordariomycetes; Glomerellales; Glomerellaceae
Product: LSM domain-containing protein
Exons: 3
Coding region: 1-348 (115 amino acids)
Biological process (GO): spliceosomal snRNP assembly; RNA processing
Cellular component (GO): U4 snRNP; pICln-Sm protein complex; U1 snRNP
Molecular function (GO): RNA binding
Source: RefSeq, a predicted model, not a curated record
AUGACGUCCACAAUUGGCAUUCCCAUCAAGCUCCUCAACGAGGCACAGGGCCACAUCGUCACCCUCGAAAUCACAUCAGGUCAAACCUACCGCGGCAAGCUCCUCGAAGCCGAAGACAACAUGAACGUCCAGCUCAAAGACAUCACCGUCACCGCCCGCGACGGCCGCGUCUCCCACCUCGACCAGGUCUACAUCCGCGGCUCCCACGUCCGCUUCUUCAUCGUCCCAGACAUGCUGCGCAACGCGCCCAUGUUCCGCUCCCGCAACGUCCGCGGCCGCGGUGUCGGUAUGGCGCGUGGUCGCGCGACCGUGAGCAGGGCGAGGGCCAGCGGGCGCGGAGGACGCUAG